UUACGUUCUCAUCCUAAAAGAUUUAAAAUAUUUUUCCAUAGUACUCCGUAAUACGGAGUAUAUUUUUAUUUUAGAAAUAGACCAAUUUCAGCAAAACCAUUAGCCACGACCCGGCAUGACCCAAUCGAGACCAUUGUUGACAAGUCAGGAUCCAAUUCGAGGGGAUGCAUUCGUGAUCAGCAUGCGACGUUCUUAUGGAUUUCAACCAUCAAAAUUACGGGCCAUGGACUUGUAAAGUGUUCUAUUGCAUAAGAAAAAAAGAAGAUGGGACCUCAAUUGCGGCUCACGAGUUCCAUCAUUGCUGCAUUUUUCUUGGUGGUUUGGGCUGCGGCGGCGGCGGAGCUGGAUGAAGGGUUAAUACCCAGCACAACGGAUGGCCCUUUCACGCCGGUGACUCGGAGGUUCGACCGUUCGUUGCGCCCAGGCAGUGACGACUUGCCCAUGGAACAUCCCAGGCUCAAGAGGAAUGCCACUUCCAUGUCUCCUGAACAGAUCGCUCUUGCUUUAUCCACCCCUACUUCUAUCUGGGUUUCUUGGGUCACUGGGGAAUCACAGAUUGGAUUGAAUGUCACGCCACUCGAUCCAACAAAAGUAAGAAGUGAGGUGUUUUAUGGGAAAUCAAGUGGGUUGUACACAAAGACUAAAUCUGGGGGUUCAAUGAUUUAUAGCCAGUUGUAUACAUUUGAAGGUCUAUGGAAUUACACUUCUGGCAUUAUUCACCAUGUUAGAAUUGAUGGUCUUGAACCGGAGACGAAGUAUUACUACAAGUGUGGAGACAGUUCUUUACCCUCAAUGAGCAAGGAGCAUGCGUUUGAGACCAUGCCUUUGCCUGGGCCUAAUAAGUAUCCUCGUCGAAUAGCUGUGGUUGGAGAUCUAGGCCUCACAAGCAAUUCAACUGCAACCAUUGAUCAUCUCAUCGCAAACGCUCCUUCAAUGGCAUUGAUGGUUGGGGACAUGGCUUAUGCAAAUCAGUACGUUACAACUGGUGGGAAAGCAGCUUCCUGUUAUUCAUGUCAGUUUCCUGAUUCACCCAUCAGAGAGACGUAUCAACCUCGUUGGGAUGGAUGGGGAAGGUUUAUGGAGCCAUUGACCUCAAGAAUACCAAUGAUGGUCAUAGAAGGAAACCAUGAGAUUGAGCCCCAAGCAGAAGGAAUAACAUUCAUGUCAUAUACAACACGAUUCUCUGUUCCUUCAAAUGAAUCAGGAUCGAUGAGUAACUUCUAUUACUCAUUCAAUGCCGGCGGAGUGCAUUUCCUUAUGCUCGGAGCCUAUGUUGACUACAAUAGAACUGGUUCCCAAUAUAGCUGGCUUGUAGAAGACUUGAAGAAAUUCAAUCGCAGUGUAACUCCAUGGCUUGUUGCCGCGUGGCAUCCUCCGUGGUAUAACAGCUACUCAUCACACUACCAGGAAUUCGAAUGCAUGAGGCUAGAAAUGGAACAUCUCUUAUACGAAUAUGGAGUUGACAUUGUCUUUUCUGGACACGUUCAUGCGUAUGAGCGGACGAACCGCGUGUACAACUAUAGUCUAGAUCCUUGUGGGCCAGUGUACAUAACAGUGGGGGACGGUGGGAACAUUGAGAAAGUCGAUGUUGAUUUUGCAGAUGACUAUGGAAAGUGUCCAUCCGACGUGGAUAAUAUACCGGAAUUUGGAGGUGUGUGUCACAUGAACUUCUCAUAUGGCCCUGCCAAAGGCAAAUUUUGCUGGGACAGACAACCAGAAUGGAGUGCAUAUAGAGAGAGCAGUUUUGGACAUGGAAUCCUUGAGGUUGAGAAUUCUACUCAUGCAUUAUGGACUUGGCAUAGGAAUCUGGAUGUUUACAAGGAAAACAUACUUGAUGAUAAAUUAUACAUUGUACGGAGGCCUGAAUCUUGCGUCACUUCUUCUUAGGUUCAAAUAAACUUCAUCCGAAGGUCCAAAGACAGAGUAGUCUACAAGAUUGUCAAACCCUACCCAGUUUGCGUAGCAGUGAAAGCCCCAUGCACGAAGCUCCGAGCAACAUAAAGGAGAGGGCACUGCGGCGGUAACUGUAUGCCCAUCUUGUUGCACGAGUUUGAGAAUUAUUUUCCUACAUUCAUCAGAAGGCGGUUGUUUCUUGGAACAUUCAGGUAAUUUCUGUACUUUAUCGAGAACUCCAGGAUCUUCCUUAGUAAUGUCUCCAUUUAUUUUUCCAAUUAAUAGGAGCAACCCUAAUAAGAAAUAAUAUAGAUUCAUGUUGAGAUUAUGCAUUUUAAAUCUUAUGUCGUCGAUCCUUUAUUGAAUGCGUAUUUUCCUUUGUUCAAGCUCGGUGUAUAUAUUUAUAUAUAACUUGAGUGACAUCAGAAACUACAAUUAAUAAUGCAAGAAAGCAAUGUGUCCAGC
Molecule: messenger RNA, 2358 nt
Organism: Cuscuta campestris
Lineage: Eukaryota; Viridiplantae; Streptophyta; Magnoliopsida; Solanales; Convolvulaceae
Source: the annotation of a GenBank genome assembly